AUGACCAUUCUACCAGCUAUUCGAAAGGCAUCAGCAAGUUCCGAAGAAAAUAAUGAUACGACCCAGCAGAAUGCUACUACAGAGAGAACAAAUAGAAGAAAUGAUAUUAGUACUAUCCAGAUACAGAAUCUUUCAGAUAACACUACAAAUGCUAGGAGAUCCCCAUACAAAAGUGAAAGAAAGGAACGUUUCCACAAACGUUAUAAAGAAUCAGAAAGACCAAGAGAUAGAGAAAGUGUAAGAGAGCAGAAGAGAGAAGUUAGGAGAGAACAAAAGAGAGAGCGCAUUACAUUGAAGCGUGAUAUAUUGCCUGAACCCUUGCAUGAACCCAAUACUCCUUCACCUGUGGACACUUCUCCUGUAGAAACUCCUUGCAAUAACAAUGAGAUUGAAAUUAAAGAAGACUGUACUGGAUUUAAUAGUGAGGAUGAAUAUGAUGAAAGCUUUUUUAAAGGAAAACUUCAUUUUACAGAAGAAGAAUGGGCUAAGAGGGAUGCUAUCUUUGCAAGGUGCAUGUCGAGUUUAGGGUAUGAAAUAAAAAAUAUGAAUGAAGAUGGGGCUUGUUUAUUUCGCUCAAUUGCUGACCAAGUUUUUGGAGAUCAAGAAUUCCACUUUCAAGUCAGACAAGAUUGUAUGAACUACAUUGUACAAAAUCGUGACUACUUUGAACCUUAUGUAACUGAAGAUUUUGAGAAGUAUGUCGCACGAAAACGUACUUGGCAUGUACACGGAAACCAUCUAGAGAUACAGGCUAUGAGUGAACUAUACAACAGAACAAUAGAAGUAUAUUGUUAUCAAUUAGAGCCCAUUAACAUUUUCAAUGGCUCCAGGAGUACUAGUUACGAACCUAUAAGGCUGUCAUAUCAUAGAAUGUGCCACUACAAUUCCAUCAGCAAUCCAAAUAGCCCCUCAGUUGGUGUAGGUUUAGGCCUUCCUAACUAUAAACCAGUUGAUAUUGACAGAAGGAGAUUUAAUGAUGCUGUGAGGGCCAGUGAAGAACUACUUAUUGAACAGACUAUGUUGGAGGACAAGAUCAAGGCUACUGACUGGGAGGCUACAAAUGAGGCUAUAGAGGAACAGGUUGCUAGAGAAUCAUACAUUCAAUAUUUUCGAGAUACCGAACGACGUUUAAAGGCAACAGGAAGUGUUCAAGCUAGCGCCAGUAGCUCUACAAUUACAUCAUCCAUGGUAUCUAGCCCUAGGAGCUCUAGAAGAGGUUCUAUGUCCCCCAAAGGUGGGCAGUCUCCCGGCUCUCCCAGGAAUAACAUAUCGCCUUUAGCGAGCCCUAGGCCAAAUUCUGGCAGUAUGUCAUUCAUUCCCGACUGUAACAGUAUUGAAAAUUUAACUUCGACAUAUAUUCCUACAGUAGAAGAACAUAGUCUUGCAAAUAGAUUAUACAAUUCAUCAAGAAGUACAGAUUCGACUGAAAGUAGUUUUGGAGCAGAGAACAUAUCUCCAGAUUUCACAGCAGUUGCUGGUCCUUCUACUGAUAGUAACAAUAUAGGUUAUGACGAUGUGGAUCAGGAAAUAAUGGCCCAAGUGCUGGCAGAGUCUCAGCAAAGUUACCUAGCUGAACUAAAGCAGAAAUCCAAGAAGAGGUUCGGUUCUCCAGAACCGUCAACUUCAACUUAUUAG
This is a messenger RNA of Diabrotica balteata, 1635 nucleotides long. The record is from the annotation of a GenBank genome assembly. NCBI's taxonomy places the organism in Eukaryota, Metazoa, Arthropoda, Insecta, Coleoptera, Chrysomelidae.